CGAUUCGGAAGCGGACGUGACGCGCCGGAAACGGAAACAGUUGCUGGGGGGGGAGGGCACGUGACGCGGCGCCGGCCAAUCGCAGCGCGUCGCGCUAGCACAUGGAGUGAGCAGUGCGGGAGGAGGCGCGUGCGGCGCGGCGCGGCAAGGUUACGGGUAGCCGGGCCGGCUUCGACUCCUCUCACUCUCUACCCACCCCCCUCCUCCUCGCUCGCCUGCCUUCCUCGCACCGAUCAAACGAACUUUCCUCGAGCCGCCUCUUGUCAUGGGCAACGUAGCGGCGGCUCAACCGCCGCCGCCGAUGAUGUCCUCGCCGGGGUUCCCUAUGCCGCCGCCCGGGAUGCCGGGCCUCGUGGCCCCGCAGUUGCCUCCGCACGGGGCCUCCGGAGCGACUGCCGGGGCGGCGGGGUCGGGUGGGGAGGCCGCGCCGCGAUCCUCGCUGCCCAACCCGGGCACGUACGACGAGCUGCACCGCAAGUGCAAGGAGGUGUUUCCCGCACAAAUGGAAGGAGUGCGGCUCGUUAUCAACAAAGGUCUUAGCAACCACUUCCAGGUGAGUCACACCGUGAACCUGAGCACCGUCGGCCCGUCUAACUACCACUUCGGCACGACCUACGUGGGCACGAAGCAGAUCAGCCCCACUGAGUGUUUUCCCGUUAUCAUUGGCGACGUGGACAACACGGGGAGCCUCAAUGCCCAGGUCAUCCACCAGCUGACGCAGCGGCUACGAGGGAAGGUGGCCCUGCAGACCCAGCAGUCGAAGUUCAUGACCUGGCAGUUUGACGCGGAGUACCGGGGGGAAGACUACACGGCCACCGUGGCGCUGGGGAACCCGGACGUCAUCUCCGAGUCGAUGAUCAUGGUGGCGCACUACCUGCAGAGUGUGACGGAGCAGCUGACGCUGGGCGGGGAGCUGGUGUACCACAGGCGGCCUGGGGAGGAGGGUGCCGUCAGCACGGCAGUGGCGCGAUACACCGGCUCAAACUGGGUGGCGACGCUAAACGCCGGGCUUGCCAACAUCCACGCCAGCUACUACCAGAAGGCCAACGAACAGAUCCAGGUGGGCGUGGAACUGGAGGCGAACAUGCGCAUGGAGGACACCGCGUGCACGUUCGGGUAUCAGAUCGACCUUCCCAAGGCCAACAUGGUGUUUCGGGGAACGGUGGACAGCAACUGGACGGUGGGCGCUGUUCUCGAGAAGAAAUUGCCACCCCUUCCGCUCACACUGGCACUCGCCGCCUUCAUCAACCACCGCAAGAACAAGUUCCAGUGCGGCUUCGGCCUGACCAUAGGCUGAUGACUCGUAAUUCCCAUCCCUACCGACUCCCCCCCCCACCAACUACCUAUCUCCUCCUGGUCCUCAACCCCGUUGCGCAAAAAAAAAAAAAAUCACGUUUCAUUUUUCGUGGGGUUUAUUUUGUUUUGUACGUUCAGUUACAAAACAAAAGGCCCCCAGUUGGCCCGCGCUCGUGUUGACGUGUGGACGAACGGUAAAACUCUGCGGCGAGACGCAAACUGCUGUGUACAGGGACGUGUUCGGCAUUAUGAAAAAAAAAACCCAAUCGACAACGAAAAUUACGACGUUUCGUUUCUUAGACUUGCAGCAAUUUGAAGCGAAAACCAGUCUACAUGCGACGUGAGAGCCAGGCGAUGUAAAGGGACGUUGCUGUAAUGUUUUUGCUUUUUCAUUAAAUCUGUCGGAAGUCGCUGGUUCGUUUUCCCCAUCUUCACGACACCGGUCUGUUAUCUUCCUCUCGUCGGCAUCACCGUCCCGGCCCUCGCUUGUCACCGCUGCUCAAAUAACUAAAAUAAAGCGCGCAGUUGGUGUACAUUAUGUUCAUCAACGCAAACAUACAAAUAUGCUUAUUUUUUUUAGUUUUCUACUUUUUUCCCAUCGGUUAUUUGGCAAACAUCUCCCCUCGUGUGGCAUUUGAAGAGCAUCGGACUGAGUUUUACAUCUGUUCGUUGAGUUGGGAAAGCCAUUCGGUGGGGUCUGAAGUCGCCGGGUAACGUUUGCACCUCUGCAAAAAAAGCGCUAAAUUGGGAACCGAUCGGGCACGUGAGCGACGGACUGUACUUCACCGCGGUUAUUGGGCGACUUUUAAAUUCUGCAGCCAUCAAAUGUGUAAAGUUGUUACAUUAGUUUUGUUAGGAUUGCACACUGUUUUUUAAGGGGGGCAAGCGAUGUGUGUUACCAUCCAGGUCCUUUGCAACCGAUUCUUUGAACUGGGUAUCAUCCCAACUUAAUACCCACCACACGAGGUUCCGCUUUGUUCCAUCCUGUUCCAUCUUACUUGCCAAUUCCCACCGACCUCCAGGAAUUGACAGCUGCAGCCAGGCUAAGGCUGUCCCUCCAUCAGUUUUAAACGAACGUUUAUGCUGCCUUGCGGCACUUUCGAAACACAUUUGUAACUGCAGUAUAACGGUGGUUUAAUAUAUUAGGUCGGUGUGUGUAUUAAAGCGCUUAUGUUUACCGAUGAAUGUGCUAAUUACGCCGUAACAAGAUAAUGCUUGGAAAAAUUAUGGGGGGGAAAAAUUUUAAUCUUUUCGGUUUUUGUGCAAAGCAGAUUGUUUCCAACGUGUUACAAACAUUGACAUUCUACGCUUAGAAUUGUCAUUGGUAUUUUUUUUUAAUACAGCAAAUUCUAAAAGAAAGGUUGUUACCAAGUGUCUUAGAAGAUUUUUUCUCCCCCCUCCCCUCCCCUUCAUUUCUUCACGUCGUACGAAUGGUCCACAAAAGCCCUCGCGUUUGCACGGAACUGCCGCGGUUUAUUUAUCGUGACGAGGUGAAGCGAUGCUGCUGGACGCGCCGAGGGGUGGUCAUCCUGUGCCUCGCCGGCUGGAAACCCUGCCGCCGAUCGUAAUGUUCAGCAUUCAGGAGAGACGCGCCAGUGUUCUUGACGCCCGAUGAAUCCAGGCUGAGUCUUUUGUCAGAGUAGAGGCGUUUCCCCCCCCCCCCCCCUCUUCGAGGUUUCGUCCUCAUCAUCAUCAUCUUAUUCUGUCCUCUUUGGUUUACGGCCGUCACUUCCCCCCCGUGAAGCGUCUCCGCUCACACCUUGCCCCACACCAUUGCGUUCUCACCGUGGGUCCUGGGCCUCCUUGCUGCUGCACUCCCCUUUGAACCUCUUUACAAACUGUUUCCAAGUCUGCUCGGAUGCGCAUGUCCACGGCUAUUUGUACGGCAUCUUGAGUCCUGGUCGCAUUUUAGAUUGAACAAUGCAGGUUGUGUUCCGUGCUUGAUUCGUGUCUGAAUGUGGUGGGGCAUCCCGCCCACCAUGAAAGAUAGACCGAGACUGAUCUCAUCACACUUAAAUUUUCAAGGGCUUGACGGACCUGGGCAUAUAUUUCCUAAGCUGGAUGGAAUAUCAUUGAGUCCAUACACUUGCAACUAAACAUUGUGCAUGUUUAUUUGUUUUUUUAUUUCCAAUAAAAUAAUUACCUGGAAUAUCCCUUGAGAUGGAACACCUUAUUUGCAAGGGUAUCCAGGGUGUCGAUUGAUAACAACAAACGCGUAAUGAACUUUGUUUAAACAUUUUAUCAGCAGGCUAUAUUUUCAUGGUCAUUCAACAUUGUUAUGUUUUUAAAUGGACCAAAAGCAUUCUACCAACUGUUAAAUGGGCUCUGAUAGCACACGCCACGUGUUGGGAUGUUAGUCGAUGCGCGGGGAUAGUGUCUGCAAAUUAAUGGAACGCGUCUUAGGAAUAUCCACGGAGGAGAUGGAGCAGUGAAAUUCGCUCGCAUGCAUGUGUUGGGUGCAUCCCACAAAAUAGAAUUGAAGCUUCCACUUGAAACCACUGAGACCUUGGCCAGAUGCAGUGCUUGCGUUUUUAUGUACGUGGCACAGACGGAUUACUUACCGGCAGUGAUUUCCAACCCGAGGACCACUGUCAAAGCAUAAACAUUUGUCGUGGACCACCUUGCAUUAGUAACAAUUUGCAAGAUUAAAAUGACUCCAAAAGCACCGUCAAAUGUUAAUUAAAAAGCCAUGAAAAACUAA
This is a messenger RNA of Petromyzon marinus (sea lamprey), 3997 nucleotides long. The record is from RefSeq and is a predicted model, not a curated record. NCBI's taxonomy places the organism in Eukaryota, Metazoa, Chordata, Hyperoartia, Petromyzontiformes, Petromyzontidae.